CAUUACCAUAUCGACUUCUAUUUUGGUUUCUCAUUUUUGAUAACAUAGCUGGGAAGCCGCUAUGUCUGCCCACCACCAGCGAUGCCCUUCACAGAACCCGCGAUGCAACAGUCAUUGGUCCGCGAUGAAAGAAAGACUGACUGACUGAACUUUCUGUGGAUUCGUUAAGAACCUUCCAACUAAAAGCAGACCAAGGACCCAUUAAGGCCUUACAAAUUUGAUAUUAAAUUGUUUUUACCAUUUUUCUGCUUAUUUUCUGGAUUUGUGGCCAUCCAUACAGAUUGCAAAUCUGUCCGUCCCGUUUUUAGAACCUUCCAAGAAACAUCUUCCGGACGACGUGAAAGCGAGAACCUGUAAUUCGUUGCACCUUCCCCGAACAAAUGAAGCACUUGCCCUGCGACAUGCCCUAAUUCUAUAUAAAUUUGGUAAAGAUCUUUUCCAAACAGGGAAACAGAAUGGAUACAGCUGCAGAUCAUCCUCUGAAGCAAAUCCAAGAAAGCGUAGCUCACAGAUUGAGCCUGAAGCUAUGGGAAAAGGAAGAGCUUGUUCUAAAUCGUCGGAUCGAACAGAAGGAAACAAGGCGGAGAAACAUCCAGAACGAAAUAUAUCAAUUGCUCGGCCUUUAUUUCGUAUUCCUUGGCGUUGUUUUGACAGCAAUUUUCCAAGCGGGGGCGCAGCCGAGUCACAAGACCUGCAAAUGCUGGUGGAGCCCCUUCUUUCUGACGGCCAUAGCGCUGGUGGUCACGCUUGGCGGCGUCCAUAAAAAAUUUCACCUCCAGUCGGAGAUACAAAACCAGGUGGAGGAAGAGAAGGAGAAUUCCAAGGCACUCUUCCAGUCAAUUCAGCGGCUGAGAGCGGAAGGAACCAGAUUUGACCUAAAUGCGGAGCGUCCAUCAACCAAAAGCCAUCAAGAACCGCCUCUAAUUCUGCGGGCGGCGGAUUGGGGCUACUGGUGGGGUUACAGAGGCCUUGUAACUUUACUCUUGAUUGCCUUCUCUGCUAUUGUGCUCGUUUCUUGUAGAUCUGUUCUCUGUCUUUCCUCCAAACCCUCCAAACCCUAGAAGUUUCAGGGGUUAUAAAGUCUCCAGCUUGACGGGAUCUCUUGCAAUUUGGAAUUGUGUAUAUAUAAAUCUUUUCUUUUAUGAGCAAUACAGAAGAAUCUGGAGGUGUUUAAAGAUUCAGAGCUUAGGGCAGGUCUCCAUGCGGCUGCUUCGUUUAUUUUGGCUAGCAGCGGUUGCUUAAUUUUUUUAGCAUUAAUUUGUGGAGCUGGUGGCCUCAUGAAUGUAAAAUUUUGCUGCUUAUAAAAUAAGCAGUCAUCUUAAAUUGCAUUAUUAGAAGAAAUAUUUGAUUCUAAUCGUUUUGGAGAGCCAC
Molecule: messenger RNA, 1371 nt
Organism: Cryptomeria japonica (Japanese cedar)
Lineage: Eukaryota; Viridiplantae; Streptophyta; Pinopsida; Cupressales; Cupressaceae
Exons: 1
Coding region: 456-1061 (201 amino acids)
Source: RefSeq, a predicted model, not a curated record